Messenger RNA from Papaver somniferum (opium poppy), 384 nucleotides. RefSeq names its product 40S ribosomal protein S3a-like. Gene Ontology annotation, biological process: translation. NCBI's taxonomy places the organism in Eukaryota, Viridiplantae, Streptophyta, Magnoliopsida, Ranunculales, Papaveraceae. The record is from RefSeq and is a predicted model, not a curated record. Gene Ontology annotation, cellular component: ribosome; cytosol. Gene Ontology annotation, molecular function: structural constituent of ribosome. Bases 7 to 384 code for a protein of 125 amino acids. The transcript is spliced from 3 exons.
UUGAGGAUGUUCUGUAUUGGAUUCACCAAGAGGCGAGAGAAACAGGUCAAGAGAACCUGUAAUGCUCAAUCUAGCCAGAUCCGACAGAUUCGUCGCAAGAUGGUUGAAGUCAUGGUAAACCAGGCCUCCUCGUGUGAUCUUAAAGAGUUGGUGGAAAAAUUCAUUCCUGAAAUGAUUGCAAAGGAGAUUGAGAAGGCUACAUCAAGUAUUUAUCUAUUGCAGAAUGUGUUUAUUAGGAAGGUCAAGAUCUUGAAAGCUCUAAAGUUUGAUCUUGGAAAGUUGAUGGAGGUUCACGGUGACUACUCUGAGGAUGUUGGUGUGAAGGUGGAUAGGCCUGCUGAGGAAACAGUACUAGAGGCUGAAACUGAAGUUGUUGGAGCUUAG